This is a messenger RNA of Ostreococcus lucimarinus CCE9901, 915 nucleotides long. RefSeq lists its product with no specific name. The record is from RefSeq and is a predicted model, not a curated record. Lineage: Eukaryota; Viridiplantae; Chlorophyta; Mamiellophyceae; Mamiellales; Bathycoccaceae. Gene Ontology annotation, molecular function: poly(A)-specific ribonuclease activity. The transcript has a single exon. Bases 1 to 915 code for a protein of 304 amino acids.
AUGGCGCAAAACGCCGCCGCGGCGACGAGCGUUCGAGUCGUCACAUACAACAUCCUCGCGCAAGUAUACGCCAAGAGCGCGUGGUUUCCGUGGACGCCGCGCGCGCUGAUGAAGUCGAAAGCGCGCCGCGCGAAUGUACAGAAAAAACUACUCGCGCUCGACGCCGACUUAAUGGCGCUUCAAGAGCUCGAUGGGUACGAGCCGAGCGAAGAGAACGACGCGCGAUGGAAGUCUUGGUUGCGCGAACACGGGUACGAGUCGCGGUACGUGCAGCGGACGAAGAAGAGUAACGCGAAAAAGGAUGGAAGCUGCGUGGCGUGGCGCGCGUCGACGUUCGCUUUGGAAGAUUCGCGGAAUUUGGAAUACAACGAUAUCGGCUACGAUUUGUACGGCCGAGACGAUGCGAACGACGAAACGAACGAAAACGAGGCGCGUCGACGGUACUUGCGAGACUGCGUGGGGAAUUUAACGCUGCUUCGGCGAAUCAAAGACGGCGCGCUCGUCGUCUUCGCGUCGACUCACCUGUACUGGGAUCCGGAAUGUGCCGACGUAAAGCUCGCGCAGGCGAAAAUGUUGAUCGCCGAGUGCGUCAAGUUUCGCGACGAGGCGCUAAUUCGAGCCGAAGGGCGUCCCGUGCACGUCAUCAUCGGCGGCGAUUUCAACUCGGAUCCGCAAAGCGACGUGUACGGCGCGAUGAACGCGGCUUUCACGUCUGUCUCGAAUGGACGAGAACCACAGUUCACGAACGUCACGCCGAGUUUCACUGCGUGCAUUGAUUAUGUGUUUCUGUCAUCCGGUGUUCGUGUCGUCGCCGUGGAUGAACAGCCCGCGCGAGACACUCUCGGCGAAGGCUUGCCGAACACCGGACACCCGAGCGACCAUCUUCCAGUCGCUGCGAAGAUUGAAUUCGAUUAA